Monomorium pharaonis (pharaoh ant) is the source of this 1735-nucleotide messenger RNA. RefSeq names its product sodium-dependent phosphate transport protein 1, chloroplastic. Bases 1 to 1221 code for a protein of 406 amino acids. The transcript has 8 exons. Gene Ontology annotation, molecular function: transmembrane transporter activity. NCBI's taxonomy places the organism in Eukaryota, Metazoa, Arthropoda, Insecta, Hymenoptera, Formicidae. The record is from RefSeq and is a predicted model, not a curated record. Gene Ontology annotation, biological process: monoatomic anion transport; transmembrane transport.
AUGGCGAAAUUUAGGAUGCUGCCGCGUACCUCGCGCAUCGUGGCCCUCUGCUCGGUCGCAAACUUCAUAAACGCUGCGGACCGGGUCAUUAUGCCGAUCGCGAUCGUGCCGAUGACCGACGAGUUCAAGUGGAACCUUUACUGGCAGGGAUGGAUACUGUCCGCCUUCGCUUUUGGAUAUUUCACUAGUCAGAUCAUUGGCGCAAGCACGGCGAGUCGCUUCGGCUGCAAGACGGUGCUCAUGCUGGCAGUUUUGUUGUGGUCCAUCAGCACGUUUAUCACGCCGUUACUGGCACAGUCUGUACCACUGCUCAUAAUUUGUAGAGUGGUCCUAGGACUUGGAGAGGGAUUAGGCCUACCAGUAAUAUUUCACUUAUUUGCACAUAAUGUUCCUGUGGAAGAAAGAUCACGUGCUUUUGGCUACCUAGUGGCUGCUGGCUCUGUUGGCCAAGUAGUCGCAUCUGUUAUAUGCCCACACUUGAAAUGGCAAACUGGAUUUUAUCUGUUUGGAACAGUAGGUAUUAUAUGGACUCUGCUUUGGUUGAUGCUGUAUCAGGAAACCAAUUCUCAAGACGAGAUACCAUUAUUUGUUCCUAAAGUCACUCAGAACAGAAGCUUACGUUGGACCGAGUUUAUUGCUCACUGGCCCCUAUGGGCUUUGUAUAUAGCGCACUUUGCAAUGAACUGGAGCAAUUACAUAAUAAUGCAGUGGUUACCGACUUAUUUGGCAAGAAACUUGUCUGCGAACAAGGAGAGUAUUAGUUUGACUGCUCUUCCUUAUGUCGUUAAUUCUCUUAUUGGUAUUGUUGCUGGUCAUAGUGCUGAUACUUUGAUACAAAAAAGAUGGUCUGUUCUCUCUGUUAGAAGAUUAAUGACAAAUAUAGGCCUAAUAGGACCAGGUGCUUUUCUAUUAGCUUUUUGUGCUGUAGAUAAUCUGCUUGCUGCAGUCAUCUUUGUUUCGAUAUCCAUGGGCCUGUGCGCGUGCAACUCUGCCGGACACUUGAGUAAUCACGCGGAUAUAGCUCCAAAUCAUGCGGGAAUUACCUUUGCAGUUUCGAAUACAAUUGCAACAGUACCUGGAAUUCUCUGUGGACCAUUGACAGCCGAAUUAGUGACUGCCUCGCACGGUUGGUGGAUGCCGGUUUUCGUGCUAGCGGCAGCAAUUAAUUUCACCGGGGCUAUAAUAUACCAAAGCCAUAGUUCGGCUCUUCCAGUGUUGUGAUAUGCUCUGUCUCUCAUUCAUCGAUUAUUUGAGGAGAAAGAAGUGAUCAAGAAGUUGAGAACGAUGCGAAGGCGCCUGUUUGCUCUGAAAUUAUUGUGAAUGACUUUUCCAAUGAGGUAGCUCUGAAUGUUGACAAGACGUUGGUGCGAUGCAUUUGAUCAUACCGGCCAGUUGAAGACAUAUCAUGAUGCUUUAUUUAUAUUUUAAAUAAAUUUUUAAUAUCCUCUUCAAAGCAGAGCAAAGCAUGAUUUUGACAGAUAGUGCCAUAACCAGAUGAACAUAACUGGAACUGGUUUGUACAAAAGCCAGUCGAGAAAUGCAGGAUGUUACAUUUAUGCGACUCAUCGUACACCUUAAUUUAUACAUGUAUUGUAUCACUCGAGAAUUAGUGGAGAAACAUUUUGUGAUAUGUUCUAAUAAAAAUUAAAAAUUUUAGUUUACAUGCGGUUAGAACACAUAAACUGUAUAUUCUAUAAAACUUAAGACUUUUACAUAAAAGAAAUUUUAACUUUCA